AUGGGAACCCGCCUGUGCCUGAGGCGUCCACUGCCACUGCGCCCAGUCCAAGGCGUCUUCCUUUUGCGCCCUGGAUUGGGUGGGUGGAGUCGAGGCGGGAAAAAUGCCCACGCAAACCCGCUGCAGUUUUUUUUUUCUCUCAUUCUCGCCCCAAGUCGUGGUGCUGGUGCUGGUGGUCUGAGUCCGUCCCGUCUGCAUGAUGCACACCACAGUACAAACGCCCGUACUGUGACAGCCCUCCGAGUCAGGCUUCGACUCCUGGCCCAGCCGAGCCACCCAGCGACAUGUGUCGCGUGCAGUGCGUGCGCGCUUUAA
Purpureocillium lilacinum is the source of this 315-nucleotide messenger RNA. NCBI's taxonomy places the organism in Eukaryota, Fungi, Ascomycota, Sordariomycetes, Hypocreales, Ophiocordycipitaceae. The record is from RefSeq and is a predicted model, not a curated record.